AGCUAAGACGAUGAUUCAGACAAGUGAGCCAAAUUGAACAGGAAAAGAAAACAGAACCAACCAACAAACCACAGUGUCACAGAAACAUUAACCUCUUUCUCUCUCUUUCCGUGAGUGUGUGUCACUGUUGUUGUUACGACACAUAUACAAUAGUGUCCAAUGUAGGAAGAGGAACAAGGAAGGAACCACCAAUCUCCAUGGCCAUCACCACCCAAUGGAACAAAGCAUCCAUCUUUCUCCUUCUUCUCUCUGUCGCACUCUUCCAAACCCUAACCCCCAAUUCCUCUCCACCACCUCCCAACUACAUUGUCGGAUUCCUCCACUACCACACCGCCGACCACCACCGCGCCUACCUCGAAUCCACCCUCGGCAGCACCGGUUGGCGGUGGAUCCCGCGGCAGAACCCGGCGGCAAAGUACCCCACCGAUUUUGGGUUGGUCUCGAUCCACGAUUUGGGGCUGGUGGAGGAGAUUCGGAAACUAGGGUUGGUGAAGUACGUGAACUUGGAUAUGAGCUACAAGAGGGGUUUGAUGAAUCAUCAGAGAGACAAAGUUGGUGCCUUUCACAAUGGGAAGAAGCGCCCUGGGAAGAUCUUCACAACGAUGUCGUUUUGUGAAGCUGAAGGAGAAGAAAAAGAAGAAAAUUCUGGCAAUCGCAGCAGUUCCAUCAAGUGGGGGCGGAAGUUGUUGAUGCAGAGAUCGCAAGUUACUUCGAUGUUUGGGGCCGAGGAUCUUUGGGCGAAAGGGUACACUGGUGCUAAGGUUAAGAUGGCCAUAUUUGAUACUGGCAUUCGAGCUGAUCAUCCUCAUUUCCGUAACAUUAAGGAGCGAACAAAUUGGACCAAUGAGGAUACAUUGAAUGAUAAUCUUGGACAUGGGACUUUUGUUGCGGGUGUUAUUGCUGGUGCAGAUGCUGAAUGCCUUGGUUUUGCACCUGAUACCGAGAUUUAUGCCUUUCGCGUGUUCACUGAUGCACAGCCUAUGGCAGGUGUCAUAUACAUCAUGGUUCCUUGAUGCCUUCAACUAUGCAAUUGCAACCAAUAUGGAUGUGCUAAAUUUGAGCAUAGGUGGACCUGAUUAUUUGGAUCUCCCAUUUGUUGAAAAGAUAUGGGAGAUAACAGCAAAUAACAUAAUCAUGGUUUCUGCAAUUGGAAAUGAUGGACCUCUGUAUGGAACUUUGAACAAUCCAGCAGAUCAAAGUGAUGUCAUUGGUGUUGGUGGUAUUGACUAUAGUGACCAUAUAGCCUCCUUUUCUUCACGUGGCAUGAGUACUUGGGAGCUUCCUCAUGGUUAUGGCCGUGUGAAGCCAGACAUAGUUGCAUAUGGGCGGGACAUAAUGGGAUCAAAGAUUAGUGCAGGUUGUAAAAGUUUAUCAGGCACUAGUGUUGCAAGUCCUGUAGUUGCUGGUGUUGUAUGUUUGCUUGUUAGUAUAAUUCCUGAACCUGAUCGAAAAAAGAUCUUGAACCCAGCAAGCAUGAAACAAGCAUUGGUCGAGGGUGCUGCAAAGCUUGCUGGGCCUAACAUGUAUGAGCAGGGUGCUGGCAGAGUUGAUCUGUUAGAAUCAUAUGAGAUUCUUAAGAGCUACAAACCUAGGGCAAGCAUCUUUCCCAGUGUUCUUGAUUAUACAGACUGUCCUUACACAUGGCCCUUUUGUCGUCAGCCCCUUUAUGCAGGUGCCAUGCCUGUCAUCUUCAACGCCACCAUUUUGAAUGGAAUGGGUGUUAUUGGCUAUGUUGAAAGUCCACCAACAUGGCAUCCUUCUGCAGAAGAAGGGAAUCUUCUAAGCAUACAUUUUACUUAUUCUGAAGUCAUCUGGCCUUGGACUGGUUAUUUGGCCCUACACAUGCAAAUCAAGGAAGAAGGUGCACAGUUUUCUGGAAAGAUUGAAGGUAAUGUGACUCUCAGGGUUUCCAGCCCUCCAGCACAAGGAGAGAAGGACCCUCGAAUUAGUCUGUGUGUGCUUCGAUUAAAGUUAAAUGUGGUGCCAACACCAUCUCGAUCAAAACGAGUUUUGUGGGACCAGUUUCACAGUAUCAAAUACCCACCGGGUUAUAUUCCCAGAGAUUCCUUGGAUGUUCGAAAUGACAUUCUUGACUGGCAUGGCGAUCAUCUACAUACAAAUUUUCACAUCAUGUUCAACAUGUUACGAGAUGCUGGUUACCAUGUUGAAACACUUGGUUCUCCUCUUACAUGCUUUGAUGCCCGACAGUAUGGAACACUUCUGUUGGUGGAUCUUGAGGAUGAGUACUUUGCUGAGGAGAUUGAAAAGCUUAGAGACGAUGUUAUAAAUACUGGAUUGGGAUUAGCUGUCUUUGCUGAGUGGUAUAAUGUUGAUACCAUGGUAAAGAUGAGAUUCUUUGACGACAAUACACGGAGCUGGUGGACCCCAGUCACUGGAGGUGCUAAUAUUCCUGCACUUAAUGAUCUUUUGGCUCCAUUCGGGAUUGCUUUUGGAGAUAGGAUUCUGAAUGGUGAUUUUUCACUUUUGGGUGAGCAGAAUCGAUAUGCUUCUGGAACAGAUAUAGUGAGGUUUCCAAGGGGUGGUUAUGUACAUAGCUUUCCUUUCUUGGAUAGUUCAGAAAGUGGAGCCACACAGAAUGUGCUACUUACUUCUGGCUCGACCAAGGCAGAUUCUCCAAUUCUUGGUCUCACAGUGAUGGGUGAAGGUCGCAUAGCGGUGUAUGGGGACUCCAAUUGUUUGGACAGCAGCCACAUGGUUACCAACUGUUUUGUGCUUCUGAGGAAAAUGCUAGAUUUUACUAGUGAGGAUGUUAGAGAUCCAGCACUUUUCUCUGAUUCAAAUAAACAAGAUUCUCCCCUAUAUGAAGAUGACAAACAGUUGCCAUCCCGCAGAACUGAUGUAAAUUUCUCUGCAUAUUCGGCUGUUACGGGGAAGGAAUUGAUCUGCCGGACUGACACACGGUUUGAAAUCUGGGGAACUAAGGGCUACAGUUUGCAAGUCAGAGGAAGAAACAGAAGAUUGCCCGGUUAUCCUGUCAUUGAUUUGGGAAGGGGUUUUAAUUCAACCUUUGAUGCUUCUAACAUUAGGCGUCCAAGGUUAACCACGAGAAAGAAGGAUGAUUUUCGAGGGAAUAGGUAUUUAGGCCUGUUCUAUGGGGAUGAGCCUGAUGCACCUAUGCUGGUUGGUGGUCACUGGCUUGUUCCUGCUGUUGUUGCAGCAACUGGUGUUUUGCUGUUGAGUUUUUGGCGCAUUCGCCAAAAGAGGCGUAGGCGAAGGAAAGGAUCAAGCUCUGGUAGAUUGGCCAAUAUAUAGUCUAGCAUUACAUUAAUGUAAUUGUAACACUAGCCUCCAAAGAGAUUACCCUGUAGCAUUAGCAGCAUAGUAACAUCAUUCAUGAGUUCUUCCAUCAACAUCGCUGUAGGAAAAUAGCCAAAUAAAUUACCUUUUUAUUCCAUAUAGAGUUGUAACAUUUUUGCUGUUUUGGAUGCUUUUCAAAUGCACAAAUUUUCUGAUAGUGAAAUAAUUUAUGUCAAAUGUUCAUGAUUAUUCGUUGAGCAAAGUGUAUGGCUAAUUACUACG
Molecule: messenger RNA, 3540 nt
Organism: Abrus precatorius (Indian licorice)
Lineage: Eukaryota; Viridiplantae; Streptophyta; Magnoliopsida; Fabales; Fabaceae
Product: subtilisin-like protease SBT6.1
Exons: 10
Coding region: 859-3273 (804 amino acids)
Biological process (GO): proteolysis
Cellular component (GO): Golgi apparatus
Molecular function (GO): serine-type endopeptidase activity
Source: RefSeq, a predicted model, not a curated record